Ilex paraguariensis (yerba mate) is the source of this 327-nucleotide messenger RNA. The record is from the annotation of a GenBank genome assembly. NCBI's taxonomy places the organism in Eukaryota, Viridiplantae, Streptophyta, Magnoliopsida, Aquifoliales, Aquifoliaceae.
AUGAUAGCUGAAGAAUUGUCAGUAGGUAUGGAAGCCAACCACCACACACCAAGUGUUAUUGCAAGAUUAAUGGGUCUGGAUGAACUGCCAGCAUGGCGGGUUGGACUUUGUACAUGGAGCUUCUUAAGGAUCCAUGUGAGAAAUGGGGAAUUGUCAAACGACGGAGGCAGCGACGGUGGUGAUUCAGCAUCCAGGCAAAGAAGUGGAGAGGAUUUACUGAUUCAUUUCUUGCGAAGAGGGAGACUCAAGAAAAUAGAGAGGCUUCAAAUUUGGAAUCAAAAUCUUGAUCUUGCAGGAGUGAUUGUGGUGCUGAGGAAGACUAGGUAA